UUUGCCACUCAUCACAUGAUUGUCACAUCAGUCAUAUUUAGCGAUUGUGAGCUGUUUUGAGUUGUGUACAUCUUCGCUCCGUCAUGUCUGGGAUCCUAGAUAACUGUCAGAUCCCGAAGUGUGAUUGUAUCGAACUCGGGGAGAGAAGGAAUGCCGUCGUGGCCAUCAUUUCAGGGGUGUUGUUCUUUACUGGCUGGUGGUGUGUCAUUGAUGCUGCAGCACUGGUUCCGGACAACGCUGACUUUAACCAUGCAUUUCAUACAUGUGGGGCCAUAGGCACUGUGGCAUUCUUUAUAAUAAAUUCUGUAUCAAAUGGACAGAUCCGAGGGGAGGCUUACACAACGGGGUGUAUUGGACAGACAGGUGCCCGUGUUUGGCUGUUCCUUGGCUUUCUAUUGUCCUUCGGUUCUCUCAUCGCUGCAUCGUGGAUUCUUUUUGGAUUCUAUGUUGUACAAGGUGAUCAACAAUACCAAUGGCCAGGAAUAGCUAUCUUCCUGCAAAAUGCACUGAUAUUCUUCAGUUCCUUGAUGUUCAAGUUUGGCAGGACUGAAGAUUUGUGGGGAUAGAAAUUAAUGGGCAAGAAAGAACCAAAAACUCUGAACUAUGACUGCAGUUUUCUAGUUUGUGCAUAUGCUUGUUCUGAAAAAGGACAACAAAAGACACCUUUCUGGAAAUGUAGAACUUUGCAGAGCAUAACACUGGAAAAACCCCACAGAACAUAACACUGGAAAGACCCUACAGAAAAUAACACUGGAAAGACCCUACAGAACACAACACUGGCAAGACCCUACAGAACAUAAUACUGGAAAUACCCUACAGAACAUAACACUAGAAAGACCCUACAGAACAUAACACUGG
Messenger RNA from Mizuhopecten yessoensis (Yesso scallop), 858 nucleotides. RefSeq names its product transmembrane protein 50B-like. Lineage: Eukaryota; Metazoa; Mollusca; Bivalvia; Pectinida; Pectinidae. The transcript has 6 exons. The record is from RefSeq and is a predicted model, not a curated record. Bases 84 to 566 code for a protein of 160 amino acids. Gene Ontology annotation, biological process: late endosome to vacuole transport via multivesicular body sorting pathway; protein targeting to vacuole.